UUAUGCUCUCUCUCUCUCUCUCUUUCUCUUUUAUCAUUUCUCUCAUCUGAACAUACACUUAUAACAAAGGCGGCCGCAUUAAAAGUUCAAAACAGAGCAUUUUUUUAAGUAGACUUCUUCGUUAUUACACUACUCCUCAGUCACUCACUCACCAUUCUUAAGGAAUCAGAGCUCUUUACUCUCUCUCUCUCUGUCUCUCUUGCAUCCAAUCUUUCCCAUUCUCUCUCUCUCUCGUCUUUGUGGCUCUCUUUAUCAUUUUAAGACUCUUGCGUUUGCUUCGGAGGUUGGAGAACGAGACAGAACUAAAGUCUCUCUGUUUCUUCUCAGACAAAAAGGAUAAAAAAAGCUAAUGUCGGGUGAGAAACAAGCGGAGGAGGCAAUAGUAGUCGCCGAGGAGGAUGGGGUGGCCGGUAGAAAAGUGGAAGAUUCAACGGCGGAGGAGGAUAUAGACCGCGGCGGCGAUGGAUUUAGUAUGAAGAGCUUCCUCUGGCAUGGCGGGUCCGCUUGGGACGCUUGGUUUAGCUGUGCAUCCAAUCAAGUGGCACAGGUGCUGUUGACACUGCCGUAUUCGUUCUCGCAGCUGGGAAUGUUAUCAGGAAUAUUGCUUCAAAUAUUCUAUGGAUUAAUGGGAUCUUGGACUGCUUAUCUCAUCAGUGUUCUUUACGUCGAGUAUCGAGCCCGUAUGGAGAAACAAGAGGCCAAAUCCUUCAAAAACCACGUUAUUCAGUGGUUUGAAGUGCUUGAUGGGCUGCUGGGUCCGUACUGGAAAGCAGCGGGGCUCGCAUUUAAUUGCACCUUCUUGUUAUUCGGAUCAGUCAUCCAGCUCAUUGCUUGUGCUAGCAAUAUAUAUUACAUAAAUGAUAGGUUAGACAAGAGGACAUGGACUUAUAUAUUUGGUGCUUGUUGUGCCACGACCGUUUUCAUUCCAUCUUUCCAUAAUUACCGUAUUUGGUCUUUCCUCGGCCUUGCCAUGACCACCUACACCGCUUGGUACCUUACCAUCGCCGCUUUUCUCCAUGGCCAGGCGGAGGGUGUGACACAUUCCGGUCCGACCAAGCUUGUGUUGUACUUUACCGGUGCCACCAACAUCCUCUACACCUUCGGUGGACACGCUGUGACCGUGGAAAUAAUGCAUGCGAUGUGGAAACCAAGGAAGUUUAAGAGCAUCUACUUGAUGGCGACUCUGUACGUCUUCACGUUAACACUUCCGUCGGCCUCCGCCGUCUAUUGGGCUUUCGGCGACCAACUUCUCAACCACUCCAACGCUUUCUCUCUCCUCCCUAAAACGCGUUUCCGUGAUGCCGCCGUUAUCCUCAUGCUCAUCCAUCAGUUUAUAACAUUCGGGUUUGCGUGUACGCCAUUGUACUUCGUAUGGGAAAAAGCGAUCGGAAUGCACCACACGAAGAGCGUAUGCCUAAGAGCGCUGGUGAGGCUACCGGUGGUUGUUCCAAUAUGGUUUUUGGCCAUCAUUUUCCCGUUUUUCGGGCCAAUAAACUCGGCAGUUGGAGCCUUACUAGUUUCCUUCACCGUCUACAUCAUCCCUGCCUUAGCCCACAUGCUCACCUACCGCACCGCCUCUGCCCGCCGGAACGCGGCAGAGAAGCCACCGUUCUUUUUGCCCAGCUGGGUCGCAGUUUACGUGAUAAACGCUUUCGUGGUGGUUUGGGUCUUAGUUCUCGGGUUCGGUUUUGGCGGAUGGGCUAGCAUGACUAACUUCAUUAGGCAAAUUAACACUUUUGGCCUCUUUGCCCGAUGCUAUCAAUGCAAACCGCCGCCUCCUGCUCCGAUCACCGCUGGAGGUCACCACCGCCGUUAAAUUAAGCCGCUGCUAGUGACGUGUGAAAGUGUGAUCGUCUUUUGUAUAAAAGGAUAUACAUAUCUAUCUAUCUAUAUUUCAGAAAAUUUAGCCAUGCUAAAAAAAUUUGGUUAAAAUGAUUAGCGAGAUGGUGCCCUUUUUUUGUGUUUGUCACGUGGUAAUCUUUUAAGUUUUAUGACAAGACUAAUGUGUGU
Capsella rubella is the source of this 2010-nucleotide messenger RNA. RefSeq names its product auxin transporter-like protein 1. Gene Ontology annotation, cellular component: plasma membrane. NCBI's taxonomy places the organism in Eukaryota, Viridiplantae, Streptophyta, Magnoliopsida, Brassicales, Brassicaceae. The coding region runs from base 350 to 1816 and encodes 488 amino acids. The transcript has 9 exons. The record is from RefSeq and is a predicted model, not a curated record.